ACAGAGGUGAGAUGGAAUAUGGCUCUCUCCAGAGGUUUGAGAUGCUGUCAAAGGGUUUUCUCUUGGAUACCUGUGCUUAUAAUAACCUCGGUGGUGUUGUGGUCAUACUACGCCUACGUCUUUGAGCUUUGUCUUUUUACACUCACCAACACAUUGGAAAAAGUCGCCUAUCUACUGGUAUUUCAUGUUUGUUUUAUGAUGUUCUCCUGGACCUACUGGAAGUCCAUAUUUACCCCUCCUUCAUCACCAUGCAAAAAGUUUCAGCUGUCAUACUCAGACAAGCAAAGAUACGAGCUGGAGGAGAGGCCAGAUGCUCAGAAGCAAAUCCUGGUUGAGAUUGCAAAGAAACUGCCCAUCUUCACCCGAGCUCAAUCUGGAGCUAUCAGGUUCUGCGACCGCUGCCAGGUACUGAAGCCUGACCGCUGUCACCACUGCUCAGUUUGUGAAACGUGUGUCUUGAAGAUGGACCACCACUGUCCCUGGGUGAACAACUGUGUGGGCUUUUCCAACUACAAGUUCUUCCUGCUUUUCCUCUCCUACUCCAUGCUGUACUGUGUAUUCAUUGCAGCAUCAGUCUUUCAGUAUUUCCUCAAAUUCUGGGUGGGGGACUUGCCAAAUGGGCCCGCAAAGUUCCAUGUACUCUUCCUCAUGUUUGUGGCGCUCAUGUUCUUCGUCAGUCUCAUGUUCCUCUUUGGCUAUCACUGCUGGUUGGUGGCCAAAAACAGAUCCACUUUAGAGGCCUUCUCAGCUCCUGUUUUUGUUACCGGACCAGACAGAAAUGGCUUCAAUGUCGGCAUACGUAGAAACCUGCAGCAGGUGUUUGGAGAGGAUCGGAGACUGUGGUUCAUCCCCGUCUUCACAAGCCAAGGGAAUGGUCACUACUUCCCCUUGAAGAAUCGGAGUUCUGAAUCCCACAACCCCUUAUUAGCUAAUGAGGAUAUGUGGGAAGAGUCAGAUGACGACUCUGAGGAAGGAAGCCUGGUUGAAGACCAAGACCCCUCUGUUACCAUAGAGAUGGAGGAAUAGAAUUUAAUGUAAGGACAAGUUACACUGGUACAGAGGAUGUAUAUUAAUAUCGCACGCACUGUGUACCACGAGGCAAAUGCAUUCCAAAUCAUGUGGAUGUUCAGACACAAAAAAAUCUUAAGGGGGCCAAACGUGUGGAUUAAAGCCUGCAUUUGGACUGUCAUUGCCACUUUUACAUAAUGAUGUAAAGAGGAACUCACUGGACAACCACCUCUCCUCACCUCUCAUGGACAACAGGGUCAGUUUGAUUCGGAACAAACCCGUCAAAUAUUACCUUGCGCACAAAGAGACAACUGCUAUUUACUGUACCAUGGCGGCAUAUUUCCCUCUGAUUGUUCAUCUCAAGGCACUGGCCUCUGUGGGAUUAUAAAUUGUUGUUAAUUGGGAAGGUUGUAAGGCACUGUACUAGUUAGCCUCUGUUUCAAUGUUGGGCUGUGACUUUACAGUGUUGCAUCUUAGAACUUGAUGUGUGACCUCACACCCAUAAUGCUCCAGAGGUAUCCGGUAGUGAUUCAGUUGUCUGGCCUCUACCAGUUUGGGUCAUGCAGCAUAUUAACAUAGAUUUUUUUUUAAUAAGUGAACAUAAACAUAUUAGAAUACCUGACUUAACCUUCGCCUUAUUCAUAUAUUUAUUCUGUUGUUUUGGGAGUCCAUUUCUCCUAAGAAUGUAUCUAGCACCUGCUUGCGAGUAGACUGUGCCAACAUUUUGGGCACCUGUUUGCGAAAGAACAUCUCACAUGCUUUAUCUCAGCAUUAGUAAUAAUGAGUAAAAAUGCCAUUAAUAAUGUCUGAUCAGCAUGUAAUACACAGAAAACUAGCAUAAAGUUGUAGCUUUGCUUCACAGCUACAGUUCAUUAUGUUUGAAAAGGAAUGCUUAAAUCUCAACCAGAGUAUUAUAGCAAUUAAUCAUAUUUUUUCAGUGGAGUAAUAUCCUGAAUAUAUUGUAUAUCAUGGCUUCAACGAUGUUGGCUUCAUUGCUAAUUUACAAAAUGCAGUUUGAAUUUUUUUUUUUAUCUGGGAUGAGCAUACAAGAUAUACUGUGAAAGACCUUUUUAAAUAAAAUGAUCACAAUCUUGUUUUCUAGCAUAUCAGCCAUCCCCAGUAUGAUUAAACUUCUGUGUUGAUGCAAAGUGAGAGGAAAUCAGCGUUCAUCAUGGGCACAAAAUCGCACAUAGGAGAGGACGUGGGUUUUCUGUCUGUAACUGUACAUGUAUAUAAUGCCUGAUCCUCAUCCACUGGUUGGUGGAGGUCAGCGGUCCUCUGCAAUACGAUGUUCUAAAUUUUUUCUACCUGUGUUUAUGUAUUUUGAAAAUUUUAAUACCAACGAAACAGAUUCUCCUCAUUGAGACUGUCUGGUUUAUGGACUUAUGUAUUUAGCCAGUGUGCUUAGUUGAAAACCAUUUUUCUGUGACUGAGUUCACCCAUUUAUUCACUAUGAGGAGGGAGUUGGGCCUUUAUCAAAGCUUGAUGCUGUAUGAUCUUGACACUUUAACUUGCUUCAUCAGAUCUGUUUUUCUACUAUGUUGGGAAAGCCAAAUCAAAUGCUGCUCAUGUCUAAGAAAUUUGUAUCAUAACAUACACAACUCAUUUAUUCAUUAAAGCUGUGUGUCCUUUUUAUCCGAGGUAUGAUUCAGUGUUUGAAAGCAUGUAUAAAACAUUAGGAAAGAUGUGGAUGUUGAGUGUUCAUGUAGUCUUGUGUCUAUUUAUUGUUCUAAUGUUCAGCUAUUUUCUUGUGUAUUAAGUUUACUGAUUCAUAACUGCUGCAGGCAGUGUCUGUAUAUUAUGCUUCAUGAAGUGACACUUAAACUAUUGAAGCGACUGUGCUUUUAUCAUGUAGUAGGAUAUUUAAAACAUGAGGACAAAUUCUACCCAGUUUGCAGACAGGAGUUCAAUAUUGCUAAAGCACAUACAGACACAUACAUAUGAUCCCUUUUGUGGCGCUUCCCUUUUUCAACACCUCUGAACCACCAAAAGUACAGAUACUGUUUGAUUUGCGGUUCUGUCUGUUAACAAAUAUAAAGUCUUUAUUUUCCAUCAGUUGUUGUAACAUGCAAAAUAAAAUGAUCCAAGUUGAAC
This is a messenger RNA of Chelmon rostratus (copperband butterflyfish), 3102 nucleotides long. It is a transcript of the gene zdhhc15b, whose product is annotated as zinc finger DHHC-type palmitoyltransferase 15b. The coding region runs from base 19 to 1026 and encodes 335 amino acids. Gene Ontology annotation, cellular component: Golgi apparatus; endoplasmic reticulum. The transcript is spliced from 11 exons. Gene Ontology annotation, biological process: protein targeting to membrane; synaptic vesicle maturation; peptidyl-L-cysteine S-palmitoylation. The record is from RefSeq and is a predicted model, not a curated record. NCBI's taxonomy places the organism in Eukaryota, Metazoa, Chordata, Actinopteri, Chaetodontiformes, Chaetodontidae. Gene Ontology annotation, molecular function: protein-cysteine S-palmitoyltransferase activity.